GUUCAUCUCUCUGACCUAUCCAAGUUCAUCCUAGUCGCUGCGGCGACUACCGAAGCCUCCGUCGCAAUGACUGAACAGAUGACCCUUCGUGGAACCCUCAAGGGCCACAAUGGUUGGGUAACUCAGAUCGCCACCACUCCACAGUUUCCAGACAUGAUACUGUCUGCUUCGCGAGACAAGACCAUCAUUAUGUGGAAGCUCACCAGGGAUGAGACCAACUAUGGCAUCCCACAGCGUGCUCUUCGUGGUCACUCCCACUUCGUUAGUGAUGUAGUCAUCUCCUCAGAUGGCCAGUUUGCCCUCUCAGGCUCCUGGGAUGGAACCCUGCGCCUCUGGGAUCUCACAACGGGCACCACCACCCGCCGAUUUGUAGGCCAUACCAAGGACGUUCUGAGUGUGGCCUUCUCCUCUGACAACCGGCAGAUUGUCUCUGGCUCCCGAGAUAAGACCAUCAAGUUAUGGAAUACCCUGGGUGUAUGUAAAUACACUGUGCAGGAUGAGAGCCACUCGGAAUGGGUUUCUUGCGUCCGCUUCUCACCCAACAGCAGCAAUCCUAUCAUAGUCUCUUGUGGCUGGGACAAGCUGGUCAAGGUGUGGAACCUGGCAAAUUGUAAACUGAAGACAAAUCACAUUGGCCACACGGGCUACCUGAACACUGUGACUGUCUCUCCAGAUGGAUCCUUGUGUGCUUCUGGAGGCAAGGAUGGCCAGGCCAUGCUGUGGGACCUCAAUGAAGGCAAACACCUUUAUACUCUGGAUGGUGGAGACAUCAUCAAUGCCCUGUGCUUCAGCCCCAACCGCUACUGGCUUUGUGCUGCCACAGGCCCCAGCAUCAAGAUCUGGGAUUUGGAGGGCAAGAUCAUUGUAGAUGAACUGAAACAAGAAGUUAUUAGUACCAGCAGCAAGGCAGAACCACCCCAGUGUACCUCUCUGGCCUGGUCUGCUGAUGGCCAGACACUGUUUGCUGGCUACACGGACAACCUGGUGCGAGUCUGGCAGGUGACCAUCGGCACCCGCUAAAAAUAUAUGGCAGAGUAAAUAGAAAUAAAUUGGUUUUCUGGCUCUAAGCGUGCUUCUCUGAUAAAGCAAAAAUGCUCCUUCCUAUAAUAAUGCUGCUUACAAGUUUAAAAGAAGUCUAACAGUGCAGUAAAAUGCACACUGACCGGCAAGGCAGAAGGAAAAGGCUUUAUUUGGAGAGAAGUGGGUGGGAGACUGCCUGUGUUUUCCUAUACAGUUGGGCCAACAUCAGGUGUGACUUAUGGGAAGAUACAGGAUGGUUGACCAAGUUCGCUUGUUAAGUUUUUAUGUAUUGGGUAAAAUGUCUGGACACCCUGAAAGUUGUUCUCAAGCAAAAGGGACUGAUUAAAGUACUUACAGACCAA
Condylura cristata (star-nosed mole) is the source of this 1382-nucleotide messenger RNA. RefSeq names its product guanine nucleotide binding protein (G protein), beta polypeptide 2-like 1 (gene RACK1). Bases 67 to 1020 code for a protein of 317 amino acids. Lineage: Eukaryota; Metazoa; Chordata; Mammalia; Eulipotyphla; Talpidae. Gene Ontology annotation, molecular function: translation regulator activity; ribosome binding; protein kinase C binding. The transcript is spliced from 8 exons. Gene Ontology annotation, biological process: positive regulation of protein phosphorylation; rescue of stalled cytosolic ribosome. Gene Ontology annotation, cellular component: cytosol; nucleus. The record is from RefSeq and is a predicted model, not a curated record.